Messenger RNA from Branchiostoma floridae (Florida lancelet), 5817 nucleotides. RefSeq names its product dual oxidase 1-like. The transcript is spliced from 34 exons. NCBI's taxonomy places the organism in Eukaryota, Metazoa, Chordata, Leptocardii, Amphioxiformes, Branchiostomatidae. The coding region runs from base 146 to 4852 and encodes 1568 amino acids. Gene Ontology annotation, cellular component: NADPH oxidase complex; plasma membrane. Gene Ontology annotation, molecular function: superoxide-generating NAD(P)H oxidase activity; calcium ion binding; peroxidase activity. The record is from RefSeq and is a predicted model, not a curated record. Gene Ontology annotation, biological process: defense response; superoxide anion generation; response to oxidative stress.
CUCAGAGAGAGGUAUACGUUCUUAAGGUUUGUAUAAUCUGAACUACAGAACGGUCAAAGAUCAGAGGGAACGCUUUAAAGCAAAGCUUCUUCGACAGUCUACUACAUCGGCGGGCGUUCCGUCGUCAAGUUCCGCAGGUGGAGAAAUGAGGCACGCGGGGACGCCAGUCCACCUUGUGGUGUUUCUCACCUGCAUUAUCCUGCAGCAUGUCUGUCGAACAGUCGGAGCAGGCGUGGAGGUGCCACUGUGUGACGGCUGGUACAACAACGCCGCGCAUCCGGACUAUGGAUCCACCGGAAUGCCGCUGUCCCGGGACCUCCCGCCUGCGUACAGUGAUGACGCGUACAGACCGUCCGGUACCGACCGCCCGAACCCCCGUUUGGUCAGCCGGGCCUUGGUCAAGCAUCUGUCCAACACUGCCAAAGACAGCGGCCGGACUGUCCUGUGUGUUUUCUUCGGUCAGCAUGUUGUGGAUGACAUUUCGGACGUUCGCGGCAUCGCCUGCCCCACAGAGUACAGCAACAUAGCCCUGCAACCUGGCGACCCGCUCUACAACUCCGCGGAGUCCGACCGUACCACAAAGAUCAUGCCCUUUCAAAGGGCUGUCUACAAAUCUGGGACGGGAACAUCUGCCAAUAAUCCUCGGCAACAGGUCAAUGCAGCAACGUCCUGGCUCGACGGCAGCGCCAUCUAUGGGGUAUCAGAGGCAUGGCAAGACAGGUUGCGUGCUUUCACCAACGGGAGCCUGCGAACAAGCCAUGGUGGGAAGCUGCCAGACAUGAAUGUCAUGGGCCUCCCCAUGCAGAACCUACCGUCUCCCAAGAACCAGAAAAUUCACAAGCCGAACAACCUUUACGCCCUUGGGAACGUGCGAGGGAACGAGAACCCGUUCCUGUUGGCGGUGAGUGCCGUGUGGACCCGCUGGCACAACCACUGGGCACACCGUCUCCACACGGACCACCCGGAAUGGACAGACGACCAGGUGUUCCAGCAGGCAAAACGAUGGGUGGUGGCCACCUACCAGAACAUCGUUUUAUAUGAAUGGCUUCCAGCUUUUAUCAACGACACCGUGGAAGAAUACUCAGGGUACAACCGGUUCGUGGACCCGGCUCCGUCUAACGUGUUCACGGCUGCAGCCAUGCGGUAUGGCCACUCCAUGGUGCCGUCAGCUGUGUUCAAACGAAACUCCUCAGGACACGCGAUGCCCAUUCGCACGUGUAACACCUAUUGGAGCGCUGAGGACGUGAUCCAGACUGAUGAGGACGUGGACGGCCUUUUGUCAGGAAUGGCUGGUCAGAUCGCAGACGGUGGGAGGAGCAUCGUGUCAGAGGACUUGCAAGGGUUCCUUUAUGGGCCUCUGACGUUCUCCCGACGAGACCUGGUGGCCAUGGACAUCCAGCGGGGGCGGGACCACGGUCUUCCCGACUACAACACGGCCUGCAGGCAGUACGGGCUCGCACCGCUGCACAACUGGACGGACAUCAAGGUCAUGAACCAGAAAAUAUCCGACGAGAUGGUGUCCGAGCUCAGCGACCUGUACGGCUCCGUGGACAAACUGGACGUGUGGGUGGGAGGGAUGUUGGCGGGAGCUGGCGCAGGCAGGCCGGGAAUGCUCUACAAGACCAUCAUGAAGCAACAGUUCUUACGUCUUCGGGAUGCUGACCGCUUCUGGUUCGAAAACACACAAACAAGUGGCUUCACCGAAGACGAGCUGAAUACUAUUCGCGGCAUCAACUUCAAAGAUAUCCUCAGUCGAGUGACAGAUGUGCCAUCCGCACAGCUUCAGGAUGACGUCUUCGUCUGGAAGAACGACGGUAACGGCUCUCCUCUUGAGGUGGACCCUUCGGACUUAGAGCCGUGCACCGGUCAGACGACUUUCAGCUACUUUGACAACGUCGACUGGGUCACGUUUGGCGUCACGGUCAUCGUCCUGUGCCUGUUUCCUCUCGGUUGCGUUUUCGUCAUCAUGGUGGCAGCCUGGAGAAACGAACUUCGGACAGAGAGGCGACUGCAGACUCCGAAGAAAAAACUAGAUCUCCCUUCUAACGCUUACCAGGCAACGGAAUGGCAGGGAAGGAGGCUUCCCACCAGACAAGUUGUGGUGACCCUGCAGAGUCCGUCCCUGAUAGAGGUCAGGGAUACAAGAGACGCCGUCUUUCGUCUAGUCAACAUCGCCAAGAUCGCCCGAGGGAUCAUCACUGUCUCCAGGGACAGGGGCUGCAAGUUCCUGUCCAUCCACAUCCCAAGGGAAUAUGAUCUGGUUCUGAAGUUCUCCAGCCACCACGAGCGGGAGACGUUCCUGGCGGACCUGAAGCAGUUCCUGACCGCCCAGCAGGUUCCCGUGGAGCUGCAGGAGGUGGAGCUGGGCCAGCUGCAGAAACAAGCUGUCACUAUAGAGGACAGACAGAAGACCCUGGAGGACUUUUUCUGCAGUGUUUUUCUACAGGCACUGAGCAGCUCCCGUGCCGUCGAUGACUGGGUGGUGCAGCCCGAGAAGUGGAAGGCCAAGAGCGCGCUGGACUGUGAGCUGACUAAGGUGGAGUUUGCUGAGGCCAUGUCCCUCCGUCCGGACUCUCAGUUUGUGGUGCAGAUGUUCAACCUUGUCGACAAGGACAAGAACGGCUACAUCUCCUUCCGGGAAUUCUUAGAUCUGGUCGUCAUCUUCUCCAAGGGAACCAUGGAAGACAAGCUCCGCGUCAUGUUCGACAUGUACGACCAGACCGGGAAUGGCUAUCUGAGCAGGAAGGAACUAACGAACAUGCUGGGAUCCUUGAUGGAGCUGGUGAGUAACAACACCACAGGUCGGAUAGAAGACUUGGUGGAGUCGAUGUUCGCGGAGGCGGGAAUGGAAGGCGAGCAGGACAUGAGCUUCGACAAGUUCGUGUCGAUGAUGCAGGAUCACAAGGAGGAGCUGAACCAGGCACGGCUCAACAUAGCGGGAAGUGACUGGACGACUCUUCGUCCCACCCGAACCAGCGUUCCAAAGGAAAGUGGAAGGCGGCGAAGUUCCUCCAUGCUUCCGAAAGGACCCUGGCGGCUGAGGAGGGCUAGUGCACCCGUGGUGUCCAGUGGCGACGUAGUCUCUGCCACCCGACGGAAGACGUCUCCAAAGCUGGAGCCCAUCCCCUCUGUACCUUGUGCUGCCAACACGACAGAUAGUGACAACGUCUUUACCAGUGACGCCGUGACUGCUCCCAACGGCAAGCGCAGGUCGACCGGCCGUUCGUCCUCAGACAUCAAGGUACAGCUUCUGAGAGAGACAUACCCCGCCAGCGCCUACCAGAGGAAGAUGCAGGCCUUCAAACGAUGGGUGGAGAACAAGAGGCUGCAGCUCCUCUACCUCAUCUUCUACUUCGCCAUCACAUUCGCCUUGUUCGUAGAGAGAGCGUACCAUUACGCGGUUGAAGCGGAGGACUUCGGGAUCCGCCAGCUGACCCAGUACGGCAUCAUCGCGAGCCGAGGCGCGGCCGCCUCCAUGUCCUUCUCCUUCAGUCUGCUAUUGCUCACCAUGUGCAGGAACAGUCUCACCAAACUACGCGAGACUUUCCUCAACAGGUACAUCCCCUUUGACUAUGCCGUGGACUUCCAUAAGAUCGUUGCCAUCACGGCGCUUGUAUUCACCAUUAUCCAUACCCUUGGUCACCUGGUCAACGUGUAUCACUUUGCCGUGCAUCCCCUCAACCACCUGGUCUGUCUCUUCCCGUCUCUCAGGACGCUCGAUAAUGGAUCUGACCAACCACCGAAGUGGUACUGGUGGGCAUUUCAGACAAUGGCAGGUGUGACCGGCGUUCUGUUGCUACUCGUGGUGUCUAUCAUCUACGUGUUCGCCACGGGGUACGCCCGCAGGAGGGCCUUCAGCGCCUUUUGGGCCACUCACCAGCUGUACAUCGUCAUGUUCAUUCUCACCGUCCUGCACGGCAGCGGUCGGCUUAUCCAGAACCCGAGCUUCCACCUGUACCUGAUUGGCCCGGCCAUCAUCUUUACUCUAGACAAGUUGGUGAGCAUCAGUCACAGGCGGCAGCUGGUAGACAUCGUCAAGACGGAACUCUUGCCUUCAGAUGUGACCAACAUCCAGUUCAAACGUCCAGACGAUUUUGAGUACAAGUCCGGUCAGUGGGUGCGCAUAGCCUGUCCGGAACAAGGUCCGAACGAGUACCAUCCCAUGACGCUGACCUCCGCCCCGCACGAGAACACCCUGAGUGUCCAUGUGCGAGCGGUCGGACCCUGGACUGCCCAGCUGCGCCGGACAUACGACCCGGAAGACUUCUCUAACGGGACCCAAAAGCUCUUCCUGGACGGGCCGUUCGGAGAGGGUCACCAGGACUGGUACAAGUACAAGAUCGCCGUGUUGGUGGGCGGAGGGAUAGGCAUCACGCCCUUCGCCUCCAUUCUGAAAGACGUGGCCUACCUGUCUUCAACUGGCGCCAACAUGAAUUGCAAGAAGGUGUACUUCCUGUGGGUGACGCGGACCCAGCGCCAUUUUGAGUGGUUCAUCGACAUCAUCCGUGAGGUGGAGGAGCAGGACCGGCGCGGGCUGGUGGCCGUGCACAUCUUCAUCACACAGUUCUUCGAGAAGUUCGAUGUACGAACAACUAUGCUGUACAUCUACGAGCGUCACUUCCAGCGGCUGUCAGGACGGAGCCUGUUUACCGGCCUGCGGGCCACCACUCACUUCGGCCGGCCGGAGUUCGUCAGCCUGCUGGACUCCAUCCAGCACCAGAACCCGGAGGUAAAAAAGAUCGGCGUUUUCAGCUGUGGUCCUCCUGGAAUGACCAGGAAUGUCGAAGACGCAUGCGCACAACUGAACAAGAAAGACCUGGCACACUAUGUCUCCUACUACGAGAAUUUCUGAUCUACUUUUCACCGUCUGAGAGCUUAAAGUGCUUUCUCAUGUCGGCUAUGUUUGUCGUCAGUUUCUGCGUUUUGCGCUAAACCGAACGUAGGGAAACUGGUGUAUCCCUACACCAUUGGCGCUUGUUUGCUUUGCAGAUUUUAAAAGAGGUUGUUUUUGUGUGCCUUGUGUGUGUUUAGGGUACAAGGCGUAUACAAAACUGUAGUGUCAUUUGCAAAGAAAAUGUAACAGCACAGUCGAGUCGUGUGCUGGAACGACUAUUAUAUAGUACUUCAAGCUAAAAACAUUGCGUGACAAACAUUUGUAAAUGCACUCUUGGCUGAACUAAUGCGUUGUUUAUAAGACCAAUAUUAUUUUGUGAAUGGACAAGAAUCCAAUUUUAAACUUAACGCUUUAAUUAGUUGGUUGUUUAGUAGUCUUUAUUUAGCAAACAAUUCUCAUGUGUCUACAUACCGUAUUACCAACGUCCCAUCAUGGGUAAUGCAGAGAUAUUGUGUGUGCGUGAAAAAAACAAUUCAUUGACAGGAAAUUGUUGAUUUCUUGUGUGUGAUAACAAUGAAAAAUGUAAAAAGAACAUUAGAAUUGAGUAUAUACGUGGUUCCUUUGAACACGAUGACCGUCUGGAAAUGUUCAUCUCUGAAUAUCUCAAUUGUAUUGAUUUUUAGUAUGUUAUCAUAUUGCAUUUUCCAGUCCUGUAAUAUAUUUUGUCUUUGUUAAUAAUUAACUGAUCAUGUUUAUCUUGCAGUCCAUUGAUCUGUAUUAGACUUUUUUUAUAGCUUUGUUCCGUUAAUUCACCUGAUUGAUAUUAUCAUAAUAUAGUGUUGAUUAAUUGUUAGGUUUGAAGGAGGAGGACUUAGCAUGCACAAGCCUUUUAAGCUUUUGGUCUCCUUCUGCAUUUUAGAAAGUACAUCUCUUCACGUCUCUGUUUAUGCUUCCGUUGUGCGUAUAGAUAAAUAAAUGAAAUG